Molecule: messenger RNA, 1874 nt
Organism: Salvia hispanica
Lineage: Eukaryota; Viridiplantae; Streptophyta; Magnoliopsida; Lamiales; Lamiaceae
Product: transcription factor bHLH62-like
Biological process (GO): regulation of DNA-templated transcription
Cellular component (GO): nucleus
Molecular function (GO): DNA-binding transcription factor activity; protein dimerization activity
Source: RefSeq, a predicted model, not a curated record
GGGUCAAACCAACAUCUCUCAGCUCGUUGCUUCCUUCUUCUCUCCUCUUUCGUUAUUCACAUUCUCAUCAUUUUCUCUCUCAUUUAAGCGAAUCAACUGAGCUAAUUGCAAUCACCUUUUCUCUCUCUCUCUCUGCGCCUCUGCUCCACUUUUUGUAUUCUUAUUCACACCAAAAGCAUCUCACUUCCCCAUACUUCCCAACAAAGAUUUCAUCUUUUUCUCAAUGGAGAAAGAGGGCAACGCCAGCAACUUGUUUUCCACCUCCACUGAUCUCAAUUGCAGGCUUUUCCGACCCAAUUGGGAGAAUUCAGUCGAUCAGAACGACCCCUUCGAGUCGGCAUUGAGCUCCAUGGUCUCGUCCCCAACCGCUUCGCACAACAACAACGGCAACAACAAUGGCGAGAACAUCGUUUUGCGUGAGCUGAUUGGGCGAUUGGGCAGCAUUUGCAAUUCGGGAGAGAUUUCCCCUUUCAACAACAACAACAGUGCUAACACCUCCUGCUACAGCACCCCUCUCAAUUCCCCUCCCAAGCUCAAUCUCAUGAGGGAGAGGGGGAGCAAUCAGUUCCUCUCUCUCCCCACCUUCUCCGCCGAUCCGGCCUUUGCUGAGCGGGCCGCGAGAUUCUCCUGCUUCGCCAACGCGAAUUUGGGCGGGCUCAGUGAAAUUCCCCCAAAACUCGAUCCGGCGAAGAUCCCGCCGCCGUCAGUUCAAGAAAACUGGGAAUCAAUUCGGGCUCCGGAGAAGAAUUUCAUGGCUUCUAGAUCCUCCACGCCUGAUAAUGCAGCUGAUUCGAGGGAGAAUUCGACUGUUUCCGAGCAGAUCCCGAUUCCCGAAAAUGGCGGAAACCCUAGAAAGAGAAAAUCCGCCCCCAAAGGAAAGGGGAAAGACACCGCCGUCGCUAAUGUUUCUGCGUCGGAGAAUAGUGAAUCGAGUGGGAAGAGAAGCAAAUCGGAAGAGGAGAAGGCGAAUCAGAAGGCGUCGAAGGAUAAUUCGAAGCUUCCGGAGCCUCCCAAGGACUACAUCCAUGUCCGAGCUCGGCGUGGCCAAGCUACAGACGCCCAUAGCCUCGCAGAAAGAGUUCGUAGAGAGAAGAUCAGUGAGAGGAUGAAAGUGCUUCAAGAUCUUGUGCCAGGUUGCAAUAAGGUUACUGGGAAAGCAGUUAUGCUUGAUGAGAUCAUUAAUUAUGUGCAGUCUUUGCAGCGCCAAGUUGAGUUCCUUUCGAUGAAACUGACUACCGUUAAUCCGAGAAUGGAUUUCAACAUGGAGGCACUAAUGUCUAAAGAUAUGUUUCAGUCUCGCGGCUCGAUGUACCCAUCGGAUGGCUACCCGUUCCAAUCCCCGUGUGGGAACGAGGCGCCUUUCCCGCCUAGCCAUGGGAGAACCCAAGGGCCUCAAAUGGAGAAUUUCGGCGAUGCACCCUCUCAAGUCUCAUCCUUUUGGGAAGAUGAUCUGCAUAGCAUUGUGCAGAUGGGAUUCGGACAAGGCCAGAUGCAAAAUUUUCAAGGGAUUCUUCCCACAUCUCAAAUGAAAGUUGAGCUAUGAUGGAUUCAUAUACCAUUCUUGAUUUCUAUUCAAUUUGAGGCCCCAAGUGAGAGUGGCUUCUGUAUAUAGUGGGAAAAAAAUUCUAGCUUUUUAAAGCUAUAGAAAUGGUGACAGAAAAUGGAGACUUCACUUCUUUGGUUCUUGCUCUGUAUUUUGAUAUGAUUAUCAAUUUUUUUGGGAGGAAAUUUCCACACUAAUUAGUUACUAAGGCUGUGAAAGUCAAUUGUAACAUGUAUUGUGUUUAGGGGUUGAUGAAGAGACAAUCAUCAAUCUUCCAUGUAAUAAUUCUUUUUUCAAUAUUUUGCCUUUUUAAAAAAAAUCUUUGUGGAUA